Messenger RNA from Metarhizium acridum CQMa 102, 1227 nucleotides. RefSeq lists its product as uncharacterized. Gene Ontology annotation, molecular function: 4-hydroxyphenylpyruvate dioxygenase activity. Gene Ontology annotation, biological process: L-tyrosine catabolic process. NCBI's taxonomy places the organism in Eukaryota, Fungi, Ascomycota, Sordariomycetes, Hypocreales, Clavicipitaceae. The record is from RefSeq and is a predicted model, not a curated record.
AUGGCUCCUUCAGCAGUCUCACCUCAGCAGCGACCCGUCGACUCGGGGGUCGCCCAGCCUCACGCCGGCAACUUCACAGGCUACGACCACGUAACGUGGUGGGUUGGCAACGCCAAGCAGGCGGCGGCCUACUACGUCAACCUCUUUGGCUUCAAGCACAUUGCCUACCGCGGCCUGGAGACGGGCAGCCGCUACUUUGCGUCGUACGUGGUGGCCAACAACGACGUGCGUUUCGUCUUCACGUCGCCGCUGCGGUCGGUGGCGCACCUUGGACCCGACGAGCCCAUCAGCCCCGAGGACAAGACGCUCCUCUUGGACAUGUACGCGCACCUGGAGCGGCACGGCGACGCCGUCAAGGAUGUGGCCUUUGAGGUGGACAAUGUCGAGGGCGUGUACCACAAGGCCGUCAAGGAGGGCGCCGUCGCGGUCCAGGGCCCCCAGCGCCUCCACGACGCCGAGCACGGCUCCGUCACGACGGCCGUCAUCCGCACCUACGGCGACACGACGCACACGCUCGUCAGCCGCGGCUCCUACUCGGGCCCCUUCCUCCCGGGCUUUCGGGAGGGCAAGAAGUCGACGGCCAGCGUGGCCCUGCCCGACGUGCGGCUCGCCCGCGUCGACCACUGCGUCGGCAACCAGGACUGGGACGAGAUGGUGUCGGCCUGCGCCUUUUACGAGCAGUGCCUGUCCUUCCACCGCUUCUGGUCCGUCGACGACAAGCAAAUCUGCACCGAGUUCUCGGCCCUGUCGUCCAUUGUCAUGGCCUCGCCCAACAACCUCGUCAAGAUGCCCAUCAACGAGCCCGCCGCCGGCAAGAAGAAGUCCCAGAUCGAGGAGUACGUCAUCUUCAACUCGGGCCCUGGCGUCCAGCACAUUGCCCUGCUGACGCCCAACAUCAUCGACGCCGUCACCGCCCUCAGGGCCCGCGGCGUCGAGUUCAUCAACGUCCCCUCCACCUACUACGACACCAUGCGCCAGCGCCUCAAGACGGAGAAGCGCAACUGGGAGCUCAAGGAGGACCUGGACACCAUUCAGCGCCUCAACAUCCUCAUUGAUUACGACGAGGGCGGCUACUUGCUGCAGCUGUUCACGAAGCCGCUGAUGGAUCGUCCCACUGUCUUUAUCGAGAUUAUUCAGCGCAAUGAGUUUGAGGGUUUUGGCGCUGGCAACUUCAAGAGUCUGUUUGAGGCGAUUGAGCGUGAGCAGGCUGAAAGAGGAAACCUUUAA